GCUGCGGUGGCAGAGAUUAUUCAUGAAAAAACACUGACAUUUUUUCAAACAAACGCCUUCGGGUUUUAGUCAUUUGCCAGUUAGUGGCGUUUGAGAACACAGAAAAAACAAGCCGACUCCUUUUUUUCCAGCUGAUAACCCCACAGGCAGAUUUCAUGAAACUCUACGGCGCUCUGACGCCAGACAGCAGGAAACCUAACAGAUGAGCAGAAAAAACGGACCGCUUCGUGAUGACACGACGCACUGGCCCUUUAUUGCGCGAAUAUUUCAACUUCAAUAUGUUUUAUAUUCGUAAAAUACAUUUUCCCGCCGCCUUUACAAUUCUUUGCUUCUUAGUGUCUCCGGUGAUGCUAAAAGAUACCACAACGUGUCGGAUUGGAAACCCAAAAGAUCAUGUUGAUGAAAGAUGCCCUGUGGAAAUGAUAAGUUCUACUAUCACUGGGAAGGCUUACUCUGAAUGUGUUUCUGUUUAUGUCUGGUUGAAAGCUGAGGAUUUUAACAAGAGCCCAAAGCUUAAAAUUCUCAGUCCAAUUAAGAAGACACUUAAGCCUACCCUGAAAAUACUGCCACUGAAAAUACAGCGUGAGAAUAAAACACGUAAAGGUGAAAAGUUCAGCUGUUGCAACUGUAACAUACCGCAAAUACCAGAGAGAAAUACCAGUCGUCCCAUGUGGGUGCUUGAAUAUGACUGUGUCAAGGCGAACACUGGAAACAUUGUUUCUGUGCUCUACAGCACAAAGUCACUAAGCUGCAAUGUCACGUACAGAGUAGAAGAAAGCCCAGACUUCGAUCUGUCUGUGGAUUCGUCAUCUAAAUCUAUCACUGUUGCUAUGAAGAGAAAAUCCAUCAACGUCACCACGAAGAAUGAAUCUUUUACUGUUACCAUGAACACUGAGGAGGUCUAUGUCAGACACUGUUACGAAAAUGAAUGGAAAUGCGAGGGCAAGACCAAGGGGCAUCCCCUGAAAAUUGAUACGUCCCAGUCAGCUGUUCUCAACAUCUCUUACCUGCUGCCCUGUGUGUGCAUAGAGGCAUAUUACACCCACACCGACGCAACGCGGCGUAAAAAGUGCCCCAUUAAAGAGACGGGAGUCAUGGAUGCCAGAGAUGCGUUUUCCUCCUGUAAAAUCACUUUCUACACGGACGGUUUUACGCUGUGUACACUGUGCCCAGCCAGCCCGCUGAACAUCUCUGCCUCCCUCUGCUGGAUGCAGCACAAACACCUCUGCACGCCUGUGCUUAACUCCACCCUGGAGAAGAAAGACAGGCUUCAGAAAUAUGACACUACUGCAGUGGACAAACACCCUCAGAUGUGUGUGCAGCUUUCUGUACAAGGAAUACGCAACAUCUCUUGCCCUUUUACAGCAGAUACGCCUUCUUGGGAGGUCUCUAUUGGACCUGGAAGGCAGAUGAUAAUGGUACAUGUCAACUCUUUUUCUCCAGCAACGUUUUCAAGCCAACUCUGUGUCCUUACUGAGAGGGAAUGCACAGCUGUAGGGAAAGCACAUUCAGUUACAAUGGAAGGAAACAGAAGUGAAAAAAUAAUAAAUUUGCCUCUUCACUUUUAUUCUAAAAAUCCUUGCGUCCAGGUGUGGCAGUCGGAUCCUGUUCGUCGUGGAAGAAGAAUUUUCUGCCCGGACUACACCCACAAUAGACGCGGCUUGUAUGCGGUGGCAGUUCUGAUAUUUGUGUUUGUAGUUGUGUCGUUUGGAAUUUUUAUCCACCGUGCUACAAAGAGGGGAGCUGCAGGUUGGCUGUAUAUCCAGAAGCCACUGCUGCUGGUGUGUUCAUCAGGUCAGUCGGACCAUAUCUCUGCUGUGUGUGCAUUAGCCUCAAUUCUUCAGGAGGAGCUAGGUGCCACAGUACGCACACCUCUGUGGGCCCAAAACUCUCAAAGCCAGGAUGAGUCGGGGCCUGGUGUGGCAGAUCUGGGCCCACUUCCCUGGCUGUAUGGCCAGUGGGAUGCUGUCUGCAAGGAGCAAGGAAAAGUGCUUGUAAUUUGGAGUCCUGAAGCCAAGAAAACCUAUCAGAAGUGGACAAUAGAGAGGGCAAACACAGAUCAGAGUGAAAGAAAAGAGGUAGACUGCAGAAAUGCACACACGAAACAUGAGAAAACCAAGGCAGAGCUGGAAGAGGAUGUGAAGCAGAAUGGAAGAAAAUUAGGAAAAUUUAAAAAAGAAAAAGCUGUUGGAAAAAAAGAUGGUGCUAAAUUAUGUGACGAUAAAGACUCGUACCGACAAAAGGAGGCCUCUGCAUUGAUAGAGCCAAUGUUCACAGCUGUGCUGGCUCGCUUAAAAAGGGUGCUGCAGGAGCACAAAAAUCAAGAAGUUGUUCUUAUCUAUUUCCAGGGCCUCGGCCACAGCAAGGAUAUCCCAAAAGCCUUCAGGGAGGUCCGUCAGUACUGCUUACCCCAGGAUUUCAGGGGUUUAAUAGGGGAGCUGGGAGAGAUGACAAGAAGUGUUGAAUUUAGGUGGCACUGCUGGCCCAGAGUCCUUUCUAAAGGGCUGGCAAUAUGGCUGGCACAGAAACUAUCUCAGAGGCUGCAGACGCUCGUGCCUCAGACACAACGAAAUAAAGUGCUCAAGAAAAUAUCCUCGAUGAAAAAGACAUUACAUAAGCCUGAGAGCAGUCUGAAGUGGCCUUUAGCUGCCAGACCCUGAACUGUGCAGGUGUAUGUGUUUCUACACGGGAGAAACACUACCACUACCGUGGAAAGCAGAGAAGUUUUAAUCUCAAGUUUCAAAGUGACAGAAGUGGGUUUUUUUGUUUUUUGUUUUGCUGGAAACACGAGACACGGGAGCCGGUGUUCCAUUGCAAACUCCUGAAACCCUCACUCUGUACGAACUAUUCAUUACCGAGCUCUGCUAUGUCCAGUAUGCCACAAGAUGUUUUGCAUGUUAAGAAGAGGUAAACACUCUGUCCUUUGCACAGCAUUUAGCCUCUGACAGAGGGUUCUUUAUAUUGCUUUCGUGACUGAAGCCCUAGUGAACACCUGUCUUAUCUGCACGAAUAUGCUAACCACUAUGAAAAUCUUGUUGCAAAUAAUACCCCACUUUUUUCAUGAACACAUUUAAUGUUUCAAAGUGUUGUGACAGCACAGGUGACAAACUGCGUGACUGCUGUUUACAAAAAACCGUCAAAUUUGCAUAGGAUUUUCUAAACACAGACAUUAAGCCAAAGCUUUCAUCGGAUUUCCACUUUUACUGCAAAUGUAAAAUGUGCUUCACUAAUUAGAAAGUAACUGCAUUCAUGUGUUUAUCUUUUUGGCAUUUAGUGGGUUUGAUAGCUUUUUGUAGUAAUAACUCCUAUUUAUGACUGGGGCUACUUCUACAGCUGUGUCUACAUGUGUGUUUUUUGCACACAUACUACCUCCUGCAUUUUAAAAGUGAAGAAUAAUUAACAUUUUGGCCUUUUUUUGUUGUUGUUGUAUUUUUUCCCCAUUGUGUUUUUCACUAUGCUUGUUAUUUAAUGAAGGGAAACGAAAAAUGAACAUGAAUGGUAAGACUUGGCUGGGGGACUCAAUGAGACAGAAACAGAUAAAGCCAGUAUUAUUCAAAUUAUCCAACGGAAAACAUGUAGUGCAGUGGUUACCUCAAAAUCUCAGAGCAUUAGAACAAGAAAACCGUGUCUGUGGUACUUUCCCAUGUCUUAUAUUUAUUGCAGAAGUUUUAUGAACUUCAACGGUGAACAUUAUGCAAAGUGAGUUUAAACAGAAAAGUGACAUCUCAUCUGGAUCUACAGACAAAAGUGAUUGACCUUUGAAGAAGUGUUUGUUCAGUUUUAGUCAUUCCCUGAAGCUGUUUUCCCUUCUUAAGUAUUUUAAGGUGGCAUUAGCCUGCGGCACUGUUUGCAUUAUAAGAAUAUGUUUUGAAUAAAAAACAGACUGCUUGACAAAAUAAUUACUUUGACAAAGUAUCUCUUUAAUCGCAGAAAUUUCUUUUUUCUGUAUUUGUCGCCUGUUUUAUGAACUUCAUAUAAUAAGUUGUUUGUUCAUUUGAGUUCCGGCAGCACAUCACCGAGCAGGAGCUUGAGUGACAGACUUGCUAGACAGGAUUAAUCGUGAAGUAAACGUCUGCUGCAUGAUUUAGCAACCCGCAGCAAAGAAAACACGAAGGUUUCCAUGUAAGUUUCUAGAUUCCUACAAGACCUCUGGAGGGUAGUUUGAUGUAAUACUGUAGCUGCAAUAAAGUCACAAUUUUAUAAUGUUACAUGAAUAAAUACAUAAAAUAAAUACUUAAAUCAAACAAGUUACAUGUCUUGCUAGUAUCAUUUUGUUUAAACUGCAAAGGAGGGCAUUUACUCUGGUAAUAGACAAAUGUAUAUAUGCAUCUGCAUGGUUUGCAUAUCUCUCUUAACCUCCUAGGACCUGGCGUCCACAUAUGUGGACAUCAAUUUUGGGUUACUUAAACCAAAAUAGUCAAUUUUGUUCUACAAGGGCCUGAUAUCCACUUAUGAGGACAU
This is a messenger RNA of Haplochromis burtoni (Burton's mouthbrooder), 4461 nucleotides long. It is a transcript of the gene il17re, whose product is annotated as interleukin-17 receptor C. Gene Ontology annotation, molecular function: interleukin-17 receptor activity. NCBI's taxonomy places the organism in Eukaryota, Metazoa, Chordata, Actinopteri, Cichliformes, Cichlidae. The record is from RefSeq and is a predicted model, not a curated record.